UUUUUUGUUUAUUUGAAAAGCAUGCAUAUGUAGAGCAUUAUUAAAAUUAAACCGAUUGUUAGUCUUGUUCUAUUUGUUUAACACUAAACAGUGCUCAUCUUCUGGAUAAUAUCAUAUUUAAACAGAAUGCAUGCAGAGAAGAUGAAAUAUUUUAGACUAAGCAAGGAUGAUGAUUUAUUAUCAAAAGAAAUGAAAUCCACUUACUCUGAUGAUUAUGAAAGCAGUAGCUCUGGUGAAUCUAACGAUAAAUGUUUAUGCUUUAACAAAACUUCUAAUAUACGAAAAAUAUUUUUUAUCCUCUUCGUUGUAUUCUCUGUAGUUAUUGGCCUUGCUGUUGCAGUUGUUCUUAAAAAAGAAGAUUGGAUUUUAGGAAAGUUGGCCAAAAGGUUAUCUAGAGGCGAUUCACGUAAACUUUUACUAGAUGAUGUCCUUGGUGGAAAAUUUUCUUAUGAGUCUUACUCUACUCUAUGGAUUUCAGAUCAUGAGUAUAUUCAUGAACAAUCUGAUGGCAUCAGUUUAUAUGACAUGGAUGGCCCCAGUUUACAUCCCAUUAUUAAUGGAAAAGAAGCGCAAGAGAGUUUAAUUGAUAAAGUGAAGAAGUUUUCAGCGGAUAGGAAUUACUUUUUAUUUUCAAAUAAAUCUGCUCAUCUUUACAGGCAUUCUUUCUAUGCUGAUUAUUAUGUUAAAGAUAUGAAAUCAGGAACAAUACGAAGGAUAAGGCCACCUACUAAUGAAGGUGAUCAAAUUCGAUAUGCCAGCUGGUCCACAAAUGGAAGUGCCCUUGUGUUUGUUUAUAAAAGUAAUAUUUACUUUAUUCCCACAAUGGAUACGCUUCAAAUGCAAUAUUAUCAAAUUACCAAAGAUGGUGAAACAAAUACAAUAUUCAAUGGUGUUCCUGAUUGGGUAUAUGAAGAGGAAAUUCUUGCAUCUACUCAUGCACUAGAGUUUUCUGCUGAUGGCAGAUAUAUGGCCUAUGUUAACUUUAAUGCAACGAGUGUUCCAUACUACAAGUUUCCUCGCUAUGGUUCUCAAGAUGAUUCUUACACAGUAAUAGAGAAGAUUGCUUAUCCAAAGGCUGGUUAUCCUAACCCAUUGAUCAAGAUUAUGAUUGUGGAUUUGCAAUCAGUUAUAAAAUUUAUUUUAACUGAAAAGGUUGUUCUUGCACCACCAAUCGAAAUAUCUGCAGGUGAUUACUAUUAUGCUGUAAUGAAAUGGAAUAAAAAUGCAAGACUUUUUGUUCAGUGGAUGAAUCGUCAACAGACUAAUACAAUAUGUAUGUUGUAUGAACCUGGUGAAACACAAGGAGUAAUUGUAGAAAAACACAAAGUUAUAAAUGGAUGGGUUGAUGAUGAUUAUGUGAAGCCAUACUUCUCCAAGGAUGGGUCAUAUUAUCUUACAAUGCUUCCAAAAGAUGUAGGAAAUGAGGGAAAGUAUCGUCAUAUUGCAAAAGUCUCAACACAAAUUCCUGAAACAAUUGAAUAUUUAACUGAUGGUACUUUCACAGUGCAAGAUUUAAAUUGCUAUAAUACGGAUGAAGAAAUUAUCUACUUUCGAAGUACCGAAAGUUCAUCCAGAUACAGACAUGUGUACAGUUAUAAUCUUAAAACCAACAAGAAGAACUGUAUCACUUGUGGGCUUAUUAAAGAUAAAGAAACUGGAGCUAAUUGUACCUAUUAUUAUCCGCAGUUCAGUAAACAAUGUUCAUGGGUAACUUUAAUGUGUCAGGGUCCAUUUGUACCUUCUACUAUAAUGUACAAUAUAAAAUCAAAAUAUCAAAUUCUUCUUUCUAAUAAUAUCAAUACAAGAAAUGCUUUAAAAGAAAAAGAUAUGCCAACAGUUCAUUAUUACACUAUUAAUUCUGAUGGAUAUGAUAUUCCUGUCCGAGAAACUCGUCCAUAUGAUUUUGAUCCAAAAAGAAAGUAUGCUGUUUUGUUUGACGUAUAUGGUGGUCCAAACACCCAAAAAGUAUUGGAUAUGUUUCAGUUACAUUUUGAUGAAUACUUAAAUUCAAAUUAUGAUAUCAUAACAGUUGCAUUUGAUGCAAGAGGUUCUGGGUACUAUGGUUACAAGUUUUUACAUGCUGUUUAUAAAAGACUUGGUUAUUAUGAAACAAUUGACGCCGUAAAUGUUGCAAAGUAUCUGAAAAAGCAAUCGUAUGUUGAUCCAAAUAGGUUUGCAAUAUGGGGAUGGUCAUAUGGUGGUUUUUAUGCAGCAACAGUAUUGGCAGAUUCACAUGGUGUAAUAAAUACUGCAGUCUCUGUCGCUCCUGUUACUGAUUGGAGAUAUUAUGAUACUGUUUACAGUGAAAGAUAUAUGGGACUGCCUACUGUAGCUGAUGAUUUAAAAGGAUAUGAGGAAACUGCAUUGAUGUCAAAAGCUUCUCGAUUUAAAGACAAAAAUUUUCUACUUAUACAUGGAACUGCAGAUGACAAUGUACAUUUUCAAAAUUCUGCACAACUUGCAGCUGCUCUUGUUAAAGAGAAAGUUAAGUUUACCACACAAUUUUUUACUGAGAAAGAUCACAACAUUGAUAGCGGUGACUAUGUAUAUACGCUGAUAUUGGACUAUUUACUGAGCAAAUUAAAAUCUUAAUACAAGUUUUAUACAGAUAAAGAUCACAGCAUUAAUCCACGCUAUCAUUUAUACGUUACUUUGGCCACAUUUUUGGAAGAAAAACUGAAGUUGAAGAUGAUUUGAAUGCUUAUUUUCUCUUUUCUCCUUCAGUAAAACGGAUUUCUCUUUCCGUUCUGCUUUAAAAAUCUUCAAUAUAAAAUUAAAAACAAAACUAGCUUAAAAGUUUGUGUUUAAAAAAUAUGUAGCUUUAAAAGUCACAAAUUGUAAAUAGUUAUUUUGAAUUGUAAUAAUUUUAAAUUAACACAAAAUUAUUUUAUUGA
This is a messenger RNA of Hydra vulgaris (swiftwater hydra), 2894 nucleotides long. RefSeq names its product prolyl endopeptidase FAP. Gene Ontology annotation, biological process: proteolysis. NCBI's taxonomy places the organism in Eukaryota, Metazoa, Cnidaria, Hydrozoa, Anthoathecata, Hydridae. Gene Ontology annotation, cellular component: plasma membrane. Gene Ontology annotation, molecular function: dipeptidyl-peptidase activity; serine-type peptidase activity. The record is from RefSeq and is a predicted model, not a curated record.